Molecule: messenger RNA, 5546 nt
Organism: Nothobranchius furzeri (turquoise killifish)
Lineage: Eukaryota; Metazoa; Chordata; Actinopteri; Cyprinodontiformes; Nothobranchiidae
Source: RefSeq, a predicted model, not a curated record
CACACACACCUUCUCUGCCUCCGGGAAGCGAGCCACGCAGUUGCACCAGGGGAGAAAUCGCUGCUUGGAGAUCCGAGUCGCGAUCCAGCCGGGCCGGAAGCCCUGGUCCCAUCACUAGCCUCUGCGUUCAGACUGAAGCAGCAGAGCGCUGCACAGCUUCAGAUGGAAAUAUUACACAAUUAAAUUCUAAUCACAUUAACCCUAGAUUCUGAUUUGAAAUGGGCGUCGCACGUUCUCUCCCAGAGUUUGGCGAUUAUAUAUUUUAUUGUCAUGCAAGGAUUGAACACACCAACCUUCCCCUCUCUUGAUUUCGGAUUACUUAACAUUCCUCGGGAAUGGAAGGACAGGAUUUUGCUGCUCCGGCUCACCUUCUUUCAGAGCGGUCCGCCUCUGGAACCGCUCCUUCAGGCCACAGCUCUGUGCAGCAUGACGGCCACUUCUCACCAGGGAAAUACUACCCCUCACACAUACCGAUGGCUCCGCACUCAGGCAGUGGAUUAAUGGGUAAUACUCCUGCCUCCUUCAUGGGGACCUUUCUGGCCAGCAGUCUUGGUUCUACUCCUCACCCAUCCCGGCCACCUUCCUCGCCCUCUUCACCCUCUUUUAGAGGCGGACCUCAGUCCAAUACCUCACAAAUCUGGUUUCCUCAUUCUCAUGAAGGUCCAGGAUAUCCUCGAUUUUCAGGGAGUUUGACCCACGCAUUCCUCCCAAUGAAUCACCUGGAUCACCAUGCCAACAGUGGCGUUCUCUAUGGGCAGCACUGUUUCUAUGAUACUCAAAAAGAAAACUUCUAUCAGCAGGGUCUUCCAUCUCAACCGUCUCUCAUCUCAGCCAAUCACAGUCUGCCACCAAUGUCCAGGGCAGGUUCAGGGCACUCCCAUGGGUCCUGCAGCAGAGACAGAGAUCCAGAAUUAGAGACUUAUAUACACAAGGGUCUCAAAGACAGUUCUGUGGACAGGGGAGUGAUACUUGUCAGAGACAAGGAGAGGUCCAGUAGAAAACAUGAUGCUAAAGAACGACUACACCAACAGCAGCACCACAGCCACCAGACCACACACCACGAUCAUUCCCACUCUCCUCAGCAACAGCCUCACUAUCCACAGCAACUGCUGCCUUUAGAGGAUGUUAACAGUUGGGCCCUGGAGAGGGACAAGGCAUUGCUUGCAAUGGAAUACAGCAAGGAGCACCCCCAGAUGAUAGGCAAGUCCCUUAGUGCUUGCUUGCACAAUGGAAAGAUGCAAAAUGGAGCUGCAGGAGCUGCAACGAGAACAAAGGUUUCCAUGCCCAGCUGUGGUGGUGAGGGUGCAGCCCUUCGGGCUAUGGGGGAUGGGGGGAGCAGCCAGGGCAAGUACAUGGGUUGUAAUGGAGGUAGUCGCUGUACCAAACAAGGAGUGAGUGGAGAGAUGAGGAUUCGUGAACAACCUUUGGACUGUUUGGAAAGAGGUCCAGCAACCCUUCACCACUCUCUACCCUACCCUGUACCCCCACCGCUACACAUCAGCUCUGCUACUGAAGGGGCACACAAUCACCCACAUCCUCUUGCUCACCCCCAAAAACAUCCUCACCCAGGAGGAUUUCAUUGUCUCCAGCUCCACCCCAGCCAUCCACACCACCCACAUAAUUCUCACCACACACACCACCAUGCAGACUUUUUCUGCCCUCCCCGACCUGCUCAUCUAGCCAACUUAGCCUCACAAGAGAGGGGGGCAGUCAAUGCAAGAUGUGAGCCCAAAGUUACAGGGCCAUCAUUUGUGCCAUGUGUGGCAGACUUGGGAGACAAGUCUAGUGAGCCAUUCCAGCUUAGUAAUCUUGACUGCCAUGGUGUGGGUGGUGGUGGAGGAGGCAAUAAUACCAAGGACAAAGCAAUGGAUAAAAGGGCUACUGGUGGGCAUCAUAGUAGCUGGGAUAGAAAACUGCAACAACAGCAACAGCAACACCCUUACAGAAAGACAGAGAAGGUUGUAGACUGGAUGCAGUCCCACCCUCAACAUGUUCUGGCCUCACUUCCUCCACUACCCCAACAACAACAACAAAAGCCACCACAUUCUCAACAACAGCACCUAGCUGUACACUCACAGAGUGCUGAAUGUAUCAACAGCGGUGUGGGCAUGGAUGGCUUCAGAUCUUCACUUUCCCAGGGACCAAAGGCAGUUCCUCAUUCUGUCAACACUCCACUUUUUAAAGACUGUUCUCAUCAAGGACCUCCACCUAUUUCUUCCUCGCUGGCUGACAAUAAAGACAUGGUGCAACACACAGGGGCAGGAGCAGCUCAUGGGCAGGGAGGUAGCUGCUCCUUACAGAGAGAUGGCCAAAAGGUAGCCAAGAUUCGACACCAGCAGCAUGACCGACCUGGCCCAGAUGCUCCUUCCGCAGCUGAUAUGAACCAGAGGAAUAGUCAGGAGCUCAAAAGAAAGGUAGAGAAUUCUCCAUAUGGUUACACCAACAACAAUGGGCAGCAUCAUCACCAGCAACCCUCAGUGCCUCCCUGGGACAUGAUGCCCCCUCAUUGCAUGUCACACUCUGAGGAGGAGCAGAGGAAGUCUUACAUUGAGUUAGGAAGCUCUGCUGGGAAACACCCACAGCAGCAGCAACAACAGCCAGGGAUGAACUUUCUCCCCCCACAACCUCAAACUGCACCCCCUCUCAAUCAGCAACAGCCACAGUCACAGCAGCAACCUGAUUCCAAAGGUACAAUUCAGGGUGAAAGCAGUGCCAUGAAGUGUCUGCUGAAGUACAGCCACCAACAACGGCCUCUUCUAUUUUCUCUGAAAAGCCCAUUUGGAGGGUUGGGAAGUCUAAAAUCAGGUCCAGCAGGGGAAAGCUGUGCCCUGCAGGGGAAAAAGCAGACUCAGUCUUCCAGGAAGGGCCCAGCUGAUGCUGGGCAGCCUGAUUACAGCAGAGGGAGACGGGAUAUGGGGGAGAUGAGUCAUGGGGAAAGAGAGGUGCGGCAGCCACCAGUGGGAAUUGCCGUGGCAGUAGCCAGACAAAGGGAACCUCCAUGUCAUGUAGGCACUCACCCCAACAGCCAUCAGGGAAGAGUACAGAACUCAGUGAGAGAUCCCACUCAGGAGGAGAGAAAGAAGGUGAGUGAUGAACAAAUGGGCCUCACCUGCUUGGAUAGAGACAAAGAUGCAUUCAUCAGCCAUAAUAAAGAGCAGGUGAAGUUUGCAAGGAUCCAUCCAUCCAACAGUUGUCAUGGAGACCUAACCUCUCAUCUCAUGGUUCCUGGUGGGACAUCGCUCCCCUCCAGCCAGUUAGGAGAUCCUGCUGCACAUUCUGCUCAUCAUCACUGGAUGCCAAGAACUGGAAGUUCAUCCCUCUGGAUGACGGGGCGCCCUUAUGGUAUAGGCCACACAACUUUCCACCAGAACCUGCCUCCAGGUUUCUCCUCAGCUGUGCCGGGCCCUCUGCAGCCAGUCCGCCCUCUUCCUCAAGAUCCCCCUGCACAGCCGGUUGUCCUGCCUUCUGAGCCUCCUGCCCAUCAUGCAACACAUCAUCUAGUAGAUGUGAUAGAGCACCAGGGGCUCUGGCCCCCUCUGUACAGCACAAGAGGCCCACCUUCCCACAUGGGACAUCCUGCUGUGUACUCUCGAUCUCAGUUUCUACGACAACAGGAGCUGUAUGCCUUCCAGCAGCUCCAGCAUCAGCACCAGAGUCACCAGUCACAACAGCUGCAACUACCCUCUCAACCUCAGCUGCAGCACAGAGCUGAGCCUAGCAUGCAGCAUCAAGCCACUCACAAUGAACAAAUACAGAAGAGACUAGAUGAGCAAACAAACAAGCUACAGGAACCAAUUUCAGAGCCAAGAACAUCCAAUCCUUCUAAGGCCUACUCAUACAACCCUCCACAGAGAAAUGCCUCAGCCCCUGCUACUCACUUGCCCCCUUGUUGCCAGUCUCCAUUGCUGCAUCUUCAGUAUCCCAGAAGCACUCAUUCAACACCAUGCCCUUCUUCUAGCCCGGUAGAAGCAGCCCCUCGUCAAGCAAUCAGCCCUGCUUCAUCUCAGAUGCUGAAAGGGGCUGAAUCCCAAGACAAGAGUGGUGAGGGACAGGCCCCACAAGAGUACCCCGACACCCUGGAACCUGACUUGUCUCCUGGAUUUACCUACCCAGCUAUUGCUAUGAGCUACAGAAGCGGACCCUCCCCUCAGGACGUUUGUCUGGCUGAGCCAGCCAGCCUGGAAGCAACCCAAGCGGAAGCUGCAAAGCAAGCUCCUCAGUACUUUGUCAGUCUAGGAGACAAGCUAGAAUGUCAAGGGCCAGUCAUAGAGCUCCCGGAGCCACUCCCACUGAAGGAAGUUGAGUCAGAAGAGGAGGGAAGAGUGAUUGAGAGAGUCUUGGAACAGAAGGAAGGGGUAGAAGAAUCAAUCUAUGUCCUUGGUGAGGGGGAGACAGAGGAACAGAAUUCAGCUGAGGAAGAUGUGCUAGUUUGUCCCCCUACUGAGAGGUCAGCGAGGGAGGCAGCUUCCUGUCCAGUUUCACCUUCAACAGAAGACCCAGGUGGGCCCGAGGCAGUAAUUACUUUAGAUGAGGAAGAUGAAGAAGAGGCAAUGGGCAGAAACAGACAAGUGGGGCAUGAUCAAAAUGUCAUCAUGCCUGGAGAGUCGAAGCCUAAAAUAACUGGCAUCAUAGAGCUUGACCCAGCUGCCUCUGAAGGCAUGUUCCCAAAGGGAGAAACAGAAAUUGAGUCCAAGAAGGAGAACAGGAUGACGUCUAAUGAUGUUUCAGUGGAGAUCCCGUUUCUCUCCCCAGCUUCAGCUUCUGCCUGCAGCCCAACUGAGGAGUCUAUUGCUGUGCCCCACAAGCCUCUUGCGUCCUGCUACUGGAGUCUUGAGCUGCUUAUUGCUGCUGCUUUUUGCACAGAUGUACCACCAUUCUCCUUGUUCCCUUGUAAUAAACUCUCAGUUGUGCCAUCACAGUACAACCCCAACCAGGGUAUGGAGCUUCUGAGUGAGCUGGCGGAUCUUGAGCAGCAGCAGAUGAAGCGCAUCUGUGGGAAAAGCCAAGGGGAUGAGCUGCUCCUGUUUGACCUCCAAAGCUUUGCUACCUUGGCCUCAGCUCGUGCCUUGGAGUUAGGGUCCCUGGAAGGCAGUAAUAUUGCUUCAGGGAGACACUUUCCAGCUUGCAGGAGUUUAAAUUUACGCAGGAUGUGCAGCUGGACGCAUCGCGAUGAGCCUGCGUACCGAGCCAAAGUUAACAUGGAAACACUAGAUAGACCUGAGCUGGCAAUGCGUGUGAAGUUAGCAGAGAUUCAGCGUCGCUACAAAGAGAAGCAAAAAGAGUUGGCCAAACUUCAAAGGAAGCAUGACCAUCACAGGAAGGAGGAAAUGCCACGUAGUCCAGCACGACGAGGUCCAGGACGACCAAGGAAGAUGAAACCCACCCUCACCACAGGUCCAUUCCUGUCAACUGAAGGCCAACAAAAAGUCAAGUCAAUGGAGGUGGGGCUCUGCUUGUCGUCUGAGGACUUUAAAGGGAGCGGAGACACUCAGAGAAGAAAGAAGAGGAUGUCCAGUCAAAGCUUUGAGCGACUCAGCAGCUCACAG